This is a messenger RNA of Cornus florida, 2611 nucleotides long. Its product is annotated as VIN3-like protein 2. Bases 330 to 2303 code for a protein of 657 amino acids. The record is from RefSeq and is a predicted model, not a curated record. The transcript is spliced from 4 exons. Gene Ontology annotation, biological process: epigenetic regulation of gene expression; vernalization response. NCBI's taxonomy places the organism in Eukaryota, Viridiplantae, Streptophyta, Magnoliopsida, Cornales, Cornaceae.
AUGCGUCAGUUUAGCCUUUCGAAUCGCGUCUGAGUUUCUGAUCCUCAAAUCAACCAUAUCUGACAUUCAUGGCAACAAAUAUUAUAUUAUUAUUUUAAAAUUCUUAUUUUUUAUAUUACUUUCAUUCCACUUUUUAUUAUUUAUUUAUUUUCACUUUUCUCUCUCUCUCUCUCUCUUUCCUCGAUGAAAUCACGAAACUCUCUUCUUCGUUCUGUACAAAUACUAGUUUUGAUUCCAUUUAUUUCGUGAAUCUUUUUUAUUUUCUUUUUAUGCUCACAUAAAUUUUUUUAUUUUAAAAAAGUUCUUUUUAGCUUUUUAGUGUUUGGGUAAUGAGAAAACCAGAGGGUAGAUUUUCUGGGAUGGACUCUGGACUCUCAGGCUCUGUAAAUGUUCCUGCAAAAUGUAGUCAGCUGAGUUUGGGAGAGAGAAGGGAACUAGUUCACAAAAUUGCUCAAUGGUCAGAAGAUGCCCCAAAGGUUCUUACUUCAUUUACCCGAGGAGAGCUUCGUGAAAUCAUCUGUGCUGAAAUGGGUAAAGAGAGGAAGUACACUGGAUUUACAAAAUUUAGAAUGAUAGAGCACCUUCUGAAGUUAAUUGCUGGUAAGUCCAAGAAGAAAUGUAUAAAUAAUUCUCUUGAUCUUUCUGCAGCAAAAACUGAAAAAAGAUUUAAAAGACAAAGGAAGAAAGACAAUCCAUCUCCAUUACCUACUGAGUUGGAUCAUUCUCACUGUGGGAGCUUUAAAGAAAAUUUAAGAAUCUUGAUAUGUCAGAAUCUUGCAUGCAGAGCUACUUUGAGUCCAGAAGAUGUUUUUUGCAAGAGGUGUUCUUGCUGUAUUUGCCAUUGUUAUGAUGAUAACAAGGAUCCUACUCUAUGGUUAACAUGUGAAUCUGAUCCUCCUGAUGAGGGUGAGUCUUGUGGAAUGUCAUGCCAUCUGAGAUGUGCUUUCCGGCAUGAAAAGGCUGGGUUGAAUGAUGGUUGCUCUACAAAGUUGGAUGGAAGUUUCUGUUGUGUUUCUUGUGGAAAAAUUAACGGAAUAAUGAGAGCCUGGAGAAGACAGUUGUUGGUUGCCAAGGUGGCAAGAAGAGUUGAUGCACUGUGUCUGCGAGUCUCCCUGUGCCACAAAAUUCUAGAAGGAACUGAGCAGUACAAAGAACUGCUCAAGAUUGUAGGAACUGCUGCAAAGACCCUUGAGAAUGAAGUGGGUCCUCUUGAUCUGGCAUGCAUGAAGAUGGAUCGUGGCAUUGUCAACAGGCUCUCAUGUGGUGCCGAGGUCCAGAAAAUGUGCAGUUCUGCAGUGGAAACUUUUGAUUCCAUGUUUUCCAACCCAGACUCUGGUUAUAUAAAGCAUAAAGAUUCACCAACAUGCAGGAUCCACUUUGAAGAAUCGUCUGCAACCACAGUAAUCGUUGUCCUAGAAUACGAAGAUUGUCUGCUGGAGGAAUUCUUGGGUUGCAGGGUGUGGCACCGGAAAUCUACCAUGAAGGAUUACCCAGAAGAAGCCAGUUACAUUGUACUAAAGCCGGAAAAGAGAUUCAAGUUGAUUGAUCUUGAUCCCUCAACUGAGUAUUUCUGCAAGGUCUCUCUCUUUAGUAACACGGGAACUUUGGGUACUUGGGAAGCAAAAUGGCUCACACCUGUGUCAAAUGGAAGCUCUGUCCCAAUUUUACAUGACCAUGGAGAGGAAAAAGAUGCCUUAAUAGUUGAUGCUCAGCUAUCAAAGGAUUUAAUGAAUUGUAGCAACACUAAGUUAGCAUUGGGCAACCAUUUUGCAGAGCUUCAAUCAUUGAAUGACAUCAAGAAGAACAAGAAUGAUGGCUCUCUUGUGCUGCAUAGCAAAAUAAAGUUGGGUGACCGUUUUGCAAAGCUUCAAUCAUUGAAUGACAUCAACAACAACAACAAUGAUGGUUCCCUCGCCCUGCAUCCAUACACGAUGAAGGUUUCAUUGGCAAGUCCUACUUUCAAUUCUCCUUCUACUCCGUGUAGGUCUGAUAAAAUAACAGAACUAUCAGGCCUGGGUAGCAAGAAGCACUUAAAGGAGAGCGAUUAUGAGUAUUCCGUGAGAGUAAUUAGAUGGCUAGAAAAUGAAGGGCACAUAGAUACAGAUUUCAGAGUGAAGUUCCUCACUUGGUUCAGCUUGAAAGCCACAAUGCAACAGAGAAGGGUCGUGAGCGUUUUCAUAGACACUUUUGUUGAUGACCCUCCAAGCUUGGCUGGGCAGCUUAUUGACACCUUCACGGAUGAGAUUUGCAAUGAGCAGAAAUUAGUUCUCCAACCCGGAUUCUGCAUGAGAUUAUGGCAUUAAAUAUUGAACAGAACAUGCCAUUUUCUGCUUUAAAUAGCCUUUGGUGGAAAACAGUACAGUAUAGUUAUCAAUUUUAGAGUACUAAAGCAAACAGGUAUGAAUAUCCUUGAUAAUGGGACCAUAUAGUUUGGUUAGAUGACAGGUUGAGAUGCAUUUUUCUUUUGCAGAACAGAAUAGAGCAGUGAAUUCUGUUGAUAUUGCACCACAUGAGAGCAUUAUUCUGCUAAGUGUCUCGGAAUAUUUUUUACAAAUUUUUAAAUCUUUUUUCUAUUAUUCGAUCACAGAAGUCGCAAGCAUCCAUUUCUCAA